Rotaria sp. Silwood2 is the source of this 592-nucleotide messenger RNA. Lineage: Eukaryota; Metazoa; Rotifera; Eurotatoria; Philodinida; Philodinidae. The record is from the annotation of a GenBank genome assembly.
GUCCAUAUUCUGUACAACUAAACUAUCCAACAUCGAUCAUUAUUGAUGGAAAUGGGAAUUUGUUUAUAUUCGACUCUGGAAAUCAACGAAUUCAACAAUGGCCACCAGGAGCUACGUAUGGUAUAACAAUAUUCGAUGGUUCAUACAAUAAUGCUGUUAGCAUUGGUUCUUUUGGUAUGGUAAUGGAUACAUCUGGCAAUCUUUACGUUACUGACUUUGGUGGAAGGCGUGUGCAAAUGAUAUCAAUGAUUAGUACAAGUGUAUGUGGAACUACGAGAUCACCUUUCGUAUGUACGGCCGCUACGUACAGUAACACAGUAACAACCGUAGCUUACGACACAUCAUACGGAUUUUAUGGUGUUGCAGUAGAUUCAAAUAAUAAUGUUUACGCUAGUAAUAGUGCAGCUCAAGUUUACAAAUAUCAAUAUGGCAGCAAUUCCACAGAUGGUAUACGCAUUGCACCGACUACAGCCCCCAACGUUCCGAACUACUAUAGUACUCCUGGUGGUAACACUGCUAGUCAGAUUGGUACAGUUUAUGGUCUAUUUGUGGAACGUCUAUCCAACAACCUUUAUAUGGCUGAUACUGGUAG